Molecule: messenger RNA, 819 nt
Organism: Budorcas taxicolor (takin)
Lineage: Eukaryota; Metazoa; Chordata; Mammalia; Artiodactyla; Bovidae
Gene: TNFSF15
Product: TNF superfamily member 15
Exons: 4
Coding region: 49-819 (256 amino acids)
Biological process (GO): immune response
Cellular component (GO): membrane
Molecular function (GO): tumor necrosis factor receptor binding
Source: RefSeq, a predicted model, not a curated record
UCUCUCCGCCCAGAAGGAGUUGGAGGCAACUCUAGGAGCAGCAGGAACAUGGCAGAGGGCCUGACACUGGGCUUCGGGGAAACGGCCAGCGUGGAAAUGCUGCCAGAGGACGGCGGCUGCAGGCCCAAGGCCAGGGCUGGGCUGGCGUCCAGGAGGAGCAGUGCACGCUGGCCUCUGACCUGCUGCCUGCUGUCGAUCCCCAUCCUGGCUGCACUCACCACCUACCUGCUCGUCGGGCAGCUCCGGGCUCAAGGAGAGGCCUGUGAGCUCCAGACUCAAAAAGAACAGGAGAUUGGACCUUCGCAUCAGCGAGCUUAUGUACCUCCUGGAACUGACAGGGAGAAACCAAGGGCACACCUGACAGUUGUGAGACAGACUCCCAUGCAGCCCUUGAAAAAUCAGUUCCCAGCUCUACACUGGGAACAUGAACUUGGCUUGGCCUUCACCAAGAACCGGAUGAAUUACACCAACAAAUUCCUGGUGAUCCCAGAGUCGGGAGACUACUUUGUUUACUCCCAGGUGACCUUCCGAGGGACCAUAUCUGAGUGUGGUGAAAUCAGCAAAGGGAGGCAACCAAACAAGCCAGACUCCAUCAUUGUGGUCAUCACCAAGGUAACAGACAGCUACCCCGAACCAACCCAGCUCCUAAUGGGGACCAAGUCAGUGUGUGAAAUAGGCAGCAACUGGUUCCAGCCCAUCUACCUAGGGGCCAUGUUCUCCUUGAAUGAAGGGGACAAGCUGAUGGUGAAUGUCAGUGAUAUCUCUUUGGUAGAUUACACAAAAGAAGAUAAAACCUUCUUCGGAGCCUUCUUGCUAUAG